AAAUAUUGCGUCACCAUAAUUUCCCCAAACAAUACCAGAAGUGUCGUUUUCCUAAUCUCCAUUCAUUUGCCUAAAUACUGAACAUUUUCGACAUAUUUCAACGUUUUAUCCCGAGUCGUCUGUCAUGACUGGCGUUAUGGAAACAGAGGAGCAAGCAAGAAACCGUUUCCAGUUGGAGCUGGAGUUUGUUCAGUGCCUCGCUAACCCAAACUACCUGAACUUUCUGGCUCAAAGAGGUUACCUGAGAGAGAAGCCUUUUGUGAAUUACCUUAAAUAUCUACUUUACUGGAAAGAACCAGAAUAUGCUAAAUUCCUGAAAUACCCUCAUUGUCUGCACAUGUUAGAGCUGUUGCAGUAUGAGCACUUCCGGAAAGAGCUGGUAAAUGCACAAUGUGCCAAGUUCAUAGAUGAACAGCAGAUCCUGCACUGGCAGCAUUACUCACGAAAGCGCACACGGCUACAGCAGGCUCUCGCGGAGCAGCAGCAGCAGCAACAGCAGCCACAGGCUCCAUCCCACGGCAACGCCACCUCCAAAUGAGGCAGUCAACAUACUCCUGCUGGGAUUUACUCUAUUUUACAGAGGCAUUUUUGUAAAUGGUCCAUUUUCAAGUGGACUUUUAAAGUUUUGGACUAGGACUAUCAGACUGCUCUCUGUAGGCCCAUAAUGUUAGGUCUGUUUAUGAACCAUUGGCGAGAAAGGUAAAAGAGGUUCAAAAGAAGGUAAGAGGAAAGUGAUUAGAUUGUUUUGGAGCAGUAUACCUUACUUUCUCCUGAAAAUAGUUGAUUUUGCCUUUUGGAGAUACAUUGGUUAUAUUAUAUUUCAGCAAUUGUUAUCAGACACACUGGCAAAUUAUCGCAAUGCAGUAAUAUAUUUAAAUUCUUCAUAUAGAUCAAAAUUUUAUUGUUUCUUAAUUACAUGUAUCUCCACGUCCUGUUACAUGUUUAACCUUAUGAAUAAUAUUUUAUUCAAGUUCAUGUGUGUGUUUUGGAAUUAAUAAAGACUCUUAAAGGUAAUAA
Myxocyprinus asiaticus (Chinese sucker) is the source of this 1017-nucleotide messenger RNA. RefSeq names its product mediator of RNA polymerase II transcription subunit 31-like. Bases 125 to 538 code for a protein of 137 amino acids. Gene Ontology annotation, molecular function: transcription coregulator activity. Gene Ontology annotation, cellular component: mediator complex; core mediator complex. The transcript has 4 exons. The record is from RefSeq and is a predicted model, not a curated record. Gene Ontology annotation, biological process: regulation of transcription by RNA polymerase II. Lineage: Eukaryota; Metazoa; Chordata; Actinopteri; Cypriniformes; Catostomidae.